This is a messenger RNA of Anopheles marshallii, 537 nucleotides long. It is a transcript of the gene Bet3, whose product is annotated as trafficking protein particle complex subunit 3. Gene Ontology annotation, cellular component: TRAPP complex; cytosol; cis-Golgi network membrane. Bases 1 to 537 code for a protein of 178 amino acids. Gene Ontology annotation, biological process: endoplasmic reticulum to Golgi vesicle-mediated transport; intra-Golgi vesicle-mediated transport. NCBI's taxonomy places the organism in Eukaryota, Metazoa, Arthropoda, Insecta, Diptera, Culicidae. The record is from RefSeq and is a predicted model, not a curated record. The transcript has 2 exons.
AUGUCUCGCCAAAGUACGCGCCUCGAUACGAAGAAAGUGAAUUCAGAGCUACUGACCCUGACGUACGGAGCACUGGUGUCCCAGAUGCUACGUGAUUUUGAGAACGUCGAAGAUGUUAACAAGCAGCUCGAUCGGAUCGGUUUCAAUAUGGGCAUGCGGUUGAUAGAGGACUUCCUUUCGCGCACCGGAUCGGGCCGAUGUUUGGAUAUGCGCGAAACAGCUGACAAAAUACAGCUCGCCUUCCGGAUGUAUCUGAACGUGCAGCCGACCAUCUCGAACUGGGCUGCGUCAGCGGAUGAGUUUUCACUCAUAUUCGAUACGAACCCGCUGACGGAGUUCGUUGAGCUGCCUGCGGACUAUCAACAGCUUCGGUACAGCUCCAUCCUUUGCGGAUGCAUACGCGGUGCGUUGGAGAUGGUACAGCUCGAGGUGCAGUGCUGGUUCAGCCAGGACCAGUUGAAGGGUGACGCUACGACCGAGAUUCGGGUGAAGUUUGUACGGCGACUGGAAGAUGCGGUGCCGGCCGGCGAAGAUUAA